Molecule: messenger RNA, 705 nt
Organism: Fusarium vanettenii 77-13-4
Lineage: Eukaryota; Fungi; Ascomycota; Sordariomycetes; Hypocreales; Nectriaceae
Exons: 2
Coding region: 1-705 (234 amino acids)
Biological process (GO): lipid oxidation
Molecular function (GO): oxidoreductase activity, acting on single donors with incorporation of molecular oxygen, incorporation of two atoms of oxygen; metal ion binding
Source: RefSeq, a predicted model, not a curated record
AUGGAACGACUAUCUACUAAUCCAUACAUUCUCCAGCGUCUGCGCCCCCAUGCGAAUGAGUUACCGUUUGCUGUCGAUUCAAAAAUCGUCCAGGAACUCACGGGAUCGACGCUACCGUCGCUCCACAAAGCAGGACAUCUCUUCCUCGCAGACCACAGCUACCAGAAGGAUUAUUUCGCCCAAGAGGGCCGCUAUGCUGCCGCUUAUCAAGCCCUCUUCUACCUCGACGACCAGUCCCACCAAUUCUUACCGCUCGCUAUCAAGACCAACAUCGGCACGCAUGCCAUCGCCGAGAUUAUCCACCUAGCUGCCCUUCGGACUAUAAGCAGCCGUCAUCCCGUCUUUGCCCUUCUCGAACGGUUAAUAUAUCAGGCCUACGCAAUCCGCCCGAUAGGCAAUAAGAUUCUCUUUAACCCCAGUGGUUUAAUUAAUCAGAACUUUGCCUUCUCCAACGUUGCCAUUCGAAAAUUUGCGACCGACUUUUAUCCUACUAUCGCCGGCCCAGUCCGUUCGAAUUACUUUGAGGCCAAUCUCCGCUCGCGCGGCCUACUCAACGUAACCCAUAGGCCUGACUUGCCGCAUUUCCCGUUCUAUAAAGACGGCGCUAGGAUCAUUAGGGUCAUUCGCACAUUUAUCAAGAGCUUCGUCAAGUCGACCUACAAGUCCGACAAGGUUCUCGCCAAGGACUGGGAGUUGCAAGCUUAG